UAUCGAUGAUCGAAUAAUGGAAAAAGAUGAAUAUAGGUGGAUGAAAAGAAUACGCAACAGCAAAGAAGGAUACUACUGGUUAUUCCCGACGCGGACAAAAUGCAACAUCACAUCAUGGUCUUGGAAUUACCAGUCGGCGGCCAAACUAGUGCAACAGACUGACAAUUCGGAAUUGAACGCACCUGGAUAUAUAUACUUGAUCUGCCUCCCACCAAAACUGUGUCUUUACAAUCGCGCGUUGUUCCGAACCGCUAGGUAUACACUGAGAUUCCGUCAAUAUUCCCGGGACUAAGCUAGGGACUGAAUCAUCGAUACUGUUCAUAUUCCGACUUGCUUCACAUCAUCACAUCUAAUAAGUUGACAACAUCAUGCCUUCUGCUGUAUCACCAGAGCCCCCAGCAGUUCCGAAAUGGGAGCGACCCGGAAAAACAAAUGAGAAACUCGAUUGGGCAGACAUCAAGGUCAUUGACCUGUCUACAUUUGACGAACCAGGUGGCAAGCAGAGGUUGGCUGAAGAGCUGCGAGAUGCUGUACACCACACUGGUUUCUUCAGUGUAACAGGCACUGGAUUCACACAGGAAGAGGUUGACAGGCAGUAUGACCUAGGUCAGGCUUAUUUCGAUCUGCCACUUGAAGUGAAAGGGGACUCAAAGUACCGCUGCGACUUUACGCAGGGAAAUUACUUUGGCUACCGAGCUGCAAAUGAAAAGAAGAUCAUGGGCACAGACGUUCUCGACAACGUAGAGUCUGUCAACAUCCCUAAGUUCAUACUGCAAAAUGAGAACGAGCCUUUCCAUCCAUUUCUUCGUCAGUACCGAUCAGAGAUCGAAGACUUCUCUCGUCGGUCUCUUGAGCUUGCAUCCAAGAUUUUUACUUUAUUUUCCAUCAUUCUGGAACUUCCGGAAGACUAUUUCUCAAAGCGACAUCUCUACCAGGAUCAAUCGGAAGAUCACCUUCGUUACAUGAUUUACCGGCCCCGCUCUGCUGAGGCAGAUGACAAGGUGCAGAACACAUGGUCAAGGGCACAUACCGACUUUGGCUCACUAACUCUACUGUGGUCUCAAAAUGUGGCUGGCCUACAGCUCAAGAACCCAGCUGGUGAAUGGAAACAUGUCCCACCUGUUGACAAUGGAAUAAUCUGCAAUGUUGGCGAUACAUUGGACUUCUGGUCUGCAGGAUAUCUGAAAUCCACCAUUCACCGUGUACAACGGCCUCCACAGGAUCAGGCCCACAUUCACCGCCUCGGUCUUUUCUAUUUCGUCAGGCCAGGUAACGAGGUGGAUAUCAAGCCCGCGCCUUCACCGUUACUCAAACGGUUGGGAAGAAUUGGCGAAAACCAAGAAAACGCAGCGCCUGUGAGGGGCCUCGAGUAUGUGAGGGAACGAGUGAAGAAUUACCACAACCAUAACGACUACGCGGAUAUGAAAGGCAAAAAAUUCAAGGUCGGGAAUCUAGAGAUAGAAGACGAAGCAUCCUAGGAUAAUGAAACCGAAUGUUCCGAGCAAUGCGA
Messenger RNA from Aaosphaeria arxii CBS 175.79, 1510 nucleotides. Its product is annotated as 2OG-Fe(II) oxygenase superfamily protein. Gene Ontology annotation, molecular function: dioxygenase activity. Lineage: Eukaryota; Fungi; Ascomycota; Dothideomycetes; Pleosporales. The record is from RefSeq and is a predicted model, not a curated record. The transcript is spliced from 3 exons. Bases 369 to 1478 code for a protein of 369 amino acids.